This is a messenger RNA of Saccoglossus kowalevskii, 1658 nucleotides long. RefSeq names its product focadhesin-like. Gene Ontology annotation, biological process: regulation of post-transcriptional gene silencing. Lineage: Eukaryota; Metazoa; Hemichordata; Enteropneusta; Harrimaniidae. The record is from RefSeq and is a predicted model, not a curated record.
AUUACAGAAUUACAGCUAUUGUGGGAUAAAUGCUUAGAUACGAACCCUACCGUAUGUAGCGCAUGCUGUGAUGCUUUGCUGGCUUUAGUUAGCAAUGGUCAUGCUGAGUUUAGUUACAUACUUAACGGUUUGCUCAACAUCGUGCCAUCCACUAAAUGUUUGGCGGUGUUGGUACGAGCACUGAGUGAUCUACUGCUGAUGGAGCUGUCGGUGACUUUACAGUCGAUGAGUGUAGAUGUGUGUAGUUACCAGCCAUCAUAUUCUCUCAGGUCACCAACCCAUCCGUUUAUUUCAGUACUGACCAGUUCUCCCAAUAGUUGGUGCCACUUGAUAGACCAUACUUGUUAUAUUCUAAACCAUGGUAGCAGCAGAUAUGGUUCUUGUGUAGUUAAGUUAUUAGAGCCGUUUUUGAAGUAUGUGUUGUUAGAUCCAAACCCAUCAACAUUCCAUGGUCCUAUGAGAACCAUGCUAUGCUCAGUGUUGCUUCAGUUCUGUGCAACAAAUGUGGAGAGACGUGCUAAAUGCAGUGAAUGUGUCAAUUACUUGGUAGAUUUCAUGGUGUCUAUCAUACCAUGCCUGCAGGUUGAGCCAAUCACCAAUUUAUCAGAAACAAACCGUUAUUUGCAGAGUCUCACCAAUUUCAUCUUGCUGCAUCCACAGCUCUUUGAAAGUCACCUGACAACUCUCAUACUUAACAUACUUUGUAUUAUGAAGACACUUUUAGAGACGGGUGGUGAAUUGUCGCAGAUGUUGUUAUUAAUGCAGCGUAUAGCCGAGUCAAUACUGGUCGUAAACGAGACUACGUUUAUCAUGAUCAGUGUUUUAUUGAUGAAAAUGCCAACAAAUUAUGUCAAGGAAAUGCUUACGAUUGCUAAAAAUGUACAAGCGAAAAGUCUCCAUUCUUCAACUUCAAAGGCAAUGAUUCUACCACUACUGCAGAUAAUUUCAAUAUCUCAGACGUCUAUUGUCAUGGAUACCAAGCAAAAACAAAUCCUCCAGACUCUUGCGACAGAACUUCUUUUGCAAAUUGAUCAUAACACAAUGAAGCAUGGAAUAACGCCUGCAUCCAUAUCACUAGAACUACCAUGUCUUGAUCCCUGGUUCAGAAGAAUGCAGACUUGUGCCACCUAUGCAAAUCAGUUUCAAGAGGACUCAGACCUGGCUGCUGAUUGGUUGACAGCUAUCCAAUCAGAGUUGAAAAAAGGUGACAAGGUACCUGAUGAUGUCAUCAUCUUGCUUGUCUGUCUGCUGACCAACACCGGUUUAGGAUUGGUCGAUCGGUGUCUGGAGAUUUUGACAGAUAUUGCGAACAAAGAUGUUACUAAAGCACCAUAUUUCUUGUCUUUUCUUCUUUAUAUUCUGAGCAGAGUUGAAAAUUCCGAAAUUAAAUUGAAAUUGCUGUAUGCGAUGCCAGAGCUGGGAACACAUAAAGUAUGUGUUGGUCCCGUACUGAAAACUUUACAAACUUUAGCUGCAUUACCCAGCAUGCAACACAUUGGUAUAAGACUUGUAACGUCACUAUGGAAAUUGCAGGAUCGCUGUUUUCCGCACUUACAGAAGCUACUUGCAAUCCCAAACAAUAAAUCAACGUCCAGCGGUGACAUUGACAUAGUUUUACUCUCCAAGGCAACCUCUGUUAGGGAUAUAUGUACAGUGAG